This is a messenger RNA of Coccomyxa subellipsoidea C-169, 366 nucleotides long. RefSeq lists its product as hypothetical. Gene Ontology annotation, molecular function: dynein intermediate chain binding. Gene Ontology annotation, biological process: microtubule-based movement. The record is from RefSeq and is a predicted model, not a curated record. Bases 1 to 366 code for a protein of 121 amino acids. Gene Ontology annotation, cellular component: cytoplasmic dynein complex; cytoplasm. NCBI's taxonomy places the organism in Eukaryota, Viridiplantae, Chlorophyta, Trebouxiophyceae, Coccomyxaceae. The transcript is spliced from 2 exons.
AUGGACGACAUAUCUCAUGUUGAGGAAGCAAUGAAACGUUUGCACUCUCACAAGGGUGUGCGGGGAACGGUGGUUGUGAACGCGGAUGGCAUCCCCAUCAGGACCAAUCUGGACCGUGAGCUAGCAAAUCAGUAUGCCGCACUUGCAAGUCAGCUGACUGGCAGAGCGAGGAGGGCGGUGAAGAACUUGGCUGUUGGUACAGCGGGCGAGGCAGAGGAUGAGUUACAGGUCAUACGAGUCAGGUCAAAGAAGCACGAGGUUGUUAUCAUUCCUGAGUUUGACAAGGGCAGGGAAUUCACCCUCAUUGUCAUUCAGGACCCUUCAGCACAUCAGCCUUUGUUCUCAGAGAAGGUCGCUGCUCAGUGA